AUGGCGGUGCUGCGGAGGCUGCGGCAGCUUUUGGCUCCACGGGAGGGGAGACUGGUGCUGAUUUGCGAGGACCGCAAGCUGUCGCUCAGCAAGUCAUUGAGAGAGCAGGGCGUGAACUUUGGCUCGCAGUUGUGCUACCUCUACGAGACUCCUGACCUGUGGGCGGCGUGCAAGGCCUUAGGUUGCGGCGAGGGCCUGGAGGACGCGCUGGAGGGCCUGACUGAGCUGCAUUACGGAAGAUACGAUGUGGCCGCUGUAGAUUUGGAGCAGAUGAGUCUGCCCAGCAGUUUGCGAAGCUUUACGUUUGCAGGCAACUUCGACGGGCCUUUGGACCACGCCCUCCCGCUACCCGAUCUCCAGAGCCUCACCUUCCGCAGCCGCUACAACCGGCCGCUGGACGCGGUGAAGCUGCCGAGGAGUCUGCAGAGCCUGGUCUUCGGCCACGGCUUUGACCAACCGUUGGACCACGUGGACCUGCCAGCAAACCUGCUGCACUUGAGCUUUGGCGACGGCUUCAACCAGAGCCUGCAGCAGGUGAGGCUUCCGAGCUGCUUGCAGAGUCUGGCCUUCGGCAGCAACUUCAACCAGAGUCUGGUGGGCGUCAGCUUCCCCCCAUCGCUGCAGCGCCUCACAAUGGGCUGGUGCUUCAACCGCUGCUUGGAUGAGGUGUGCCUGCCAUCCGGCCUCACAUGCCUUCGCCUUGGCAACGACUUCAAUCAGAGCCUCGAGCACGCCGUUUUGCCCGGCUUGCAAGAGCUGAUCUUCGGCCGUGACUUUAACCAGAGGUUGGGCUGCCUCUUCAAUCUGCAGUGCCUGGUCUUGGGUUGGCAGUUCAGCGCCUACGACCAGUUUUUGCCGGGCAGUUUGACGAGCCUCAGUGUUAGUGACGCCUUCAACUCCAGCCUCAAGGAGUUGCGCCUGCCGGAGAGCUUGCAGAGCUUGACGCUGGGCCACUGCUACGAUGAGCCGCUGGGACAGUUGCCGGCAAGUCUGCGGAGCUUGUCCUUCAGAGGUGACUUCAAUCAGUCCUUGGAGCACGCGGACUUGGGCUGCCUCGUCUCCUUGAGCUUCGGCACCUCCUUCAACCAGAGCCUCGCGGGGGUAAAGCUGCCGAAGACCUUGAGGCAUCUUAGCUUCGGGACCUCCUUCAACCAGACACUGGAGCACACUGUGCUGCCGGAUCUUCAGACGCUGACAUUCGGCGAGUGCUUCAACCGCAGCCUGAAGCGAACGAGUCUGCCAAUGAGCCUCGAGACGUUGACCUUGGGAUGGAAGUACAACCAGUCCGUCUCGCUGGUCUGCCUCCCGGAGAACUUGCGACACCUCUCGUUUGGCGCCUCCUUCAACCAAUCCCUAGACAACGUUCAUCUGCCCCGCGGAACGCUCAGCCUGACCUUCGGGGACGAUUUCGACCAGAGCCUCCGAAACGUGGCGUUGCCCUCGAGCCUCGAGAGCUUGACAUUCGGGGCGGACUUCAACCAGAGCCUGGUGGAAACAGCUUUGCCCGGAAACCUGCAGAACCUGGUCUUCGGAGAAUUCUAUGACCAGAGCCUGGCGGGCGUAAUAUUGCCUCCCACUCUGCGAAGCCUUCGCCUGGGCAGCUCCUUCAACCAGAGCUUGGACACAGUGCUCCCAGAAGGCUUGGAGGAGCUGGCCAUCGGCCGUGACUUCAACCAGAACCUCAGUGAGGUGGUGUUCCCCAAGAACUUGCGGAGUCUAUCCAUCGACUCCGAGUUUGGCCUGAGCUGGGCGGAGAUGAAGCUGCCCUGUAGCCUGAGACACUUCCAAUGCGUGGAUUGGACUCUCUGUGCGUGA
Molecule: messenger RNA, 1815 nt
Organism: Effrenium voratum
Lineage: Eukaryota; Dinophyceae; Suessiales; Symbiodiniaceae
Source: the annotation of a GenBank genome assembly